Molecule: messenger RNA, 567 nt
Organism: Psylliodes chrysocephalus
Lineage: Eukaryota; Metazoa; Arthropoda; Insecta; Coleoptera; Chrysomelidae
Source: the annotation of a GenBank genome assembly
AUGAAAUUUUUUUGCUUAUUCAGAGGUAAAAGUCGGCUCCUGAAGACUAUUCCUUACAUUAUAUUCCCAGGGUCUCCAAGUACCCCAUGGCAGGCUCGAGGACAGCCUUCGGGAGCCGACCAUCACCAGACAUCGCCCUCGGGAGCACAACAACAUCAUUUCUCCAUUUCCUUUGCAGUGAUGAACAAUUAUCAAGCGGCAGCAGCAGCUCAAGCGCAGGCGCAAGGUUUCGGCCCUCCCGCUUCACCGCACACUACCGGCGCCAGGGCCGGCUUCCCAGCAGCUAAUUCACCCGGACCCACUAUCGAUAUGUACAACAGCAGCGGCGACAGCGUGGGCUACGCGGCACUAAUUUUCAACAUUUCACUUGAUACACCACUGUUGAAAGAUGGGCCCCAACAAUGCGUGUGCGGCGGCAAUGGUGCCAGAUCAAAAAUUGAAGCCAGCCUUGACGAGAGGCAGUACAAUAAUGCUGAGCUAGGCCCUUCAUGCAGGGGCUACUUCAACUCCGAAUUUCGCAUUCUUUUGUCUCCGAACACGAGUCUUUCGCCGUUCUUUUCUACUUAG